CUUAGGUCAUGGAUCUCGCAGUCCCAAAAAGAGUUAGCAAUGUCUAUCCUCAUCGGGGCUCCAGGAGGGCCGGCGGGAUAUCUGCGACGCGCCAGCGUGGCCCAGCUGACCCAGGAGCUGGGCACGGCCUUCUUCCAGAAGCAGCAGCUGUCUGCCGCCAUGGCAGACACCUUCCUGGAACAUCUCUGCCUGCUGGAUAUUGACUCCGAGCCUGUGGCUGCUCGAAGCACCAGCAUCAUUGCCACCAUCGGGCCCGCAUCUCGCUCAGUGGAGCGCCUCAAGGAGAUGAUCAAGGCCGGGAUGAACAUUGCAAGACUCAACUUCUCCCAUGGCUCCCACGAGUACCACGCCGAGUCCAUCGCCAACAUCCGGGAGGCAGUGGAGAGCUUUGCAACUUCCCCGCUCAGCUACCGGCCAGUGGCCAUCGCUCUGGACACCAAGGGACCGGAGAUACGCACUGGAAUCCUGCAGGGGGGUCCGCAGUGCGAAGUGGAGAUAGUGAAGGGCUCCCAAGUGCUGGUGACUGUGGACCCGGCAUUCCGGACGCGGGGGGACGCGAACACCGUGUGGGUGGACUACCCCAAUAUCCUCCGGGUCGUGCCGGUGGGGGGCCGCAUCUUCAUCGACGACGGACUCAUCUCCCUAGUGGUCCGGAACAUCGGCCCAGAGGGACUAGUAACCGAAGUGGAGAAUGGUGGCGUUCUGGGCAGCAGAAAGGGCGUAAACUUGCCAGGUGUCGAGGUUGACCUGCCUGGGCUGUCUGAGCAAGACGCCUUGGACCUGCGCUUCGGGGUGGAGCAUGGUGUGGACAUCGUCUUUGCCUCCUUUGUUCGGAAAGCUAGCGAUGUGACCGCAGUUCGGGCUGCCCUGGGGCCGGAGGGACAGAGCAUCAAAAUCAUCAGCAAAAUCGAGAACCACGAAGGCGUGAAGAAGUUUGAUGAAAUCCUGGAGGUGAGCGAUGGUAUCAUGGUAGCACGGGGAGACCUGGGCAUCGAAAUCCCAGCUGAGAAGGUUUUCCUGGCUCAGAAGAUGAUGAUUGGGCGGUGCAACUUGGCAGGCAAGCCCGUCGUCUGCGCCACUCAGAUGCUGGAGAGCAUGAUUACUAAGCCCCGGCCAACACGGGCCGAGACCAGCGAUGUGGCCAAUGCUGUACUGGAUGGGGCAGACUGCAUCAUGCUGUCAGGGGAGACUGCCAAAGGCCACUUCCCCGUGGAGGCCGUAAAGAUGCAGCACGCGAUUGCACGGGAGGCCGAGGCCGCGGUGUACCACCGGCAGUUGUUUGAGGAGCUGCGCAGGGCAGCACCACUGAGCCGGGACCCCACUGAGGUGACUGCCAUCGGGGCUGUGGAGGCCGCUUUCAAGUGCUGUGCUGCUGCCAUCAUCGUUCUGACCACUACUGGCCGCUCGGCCCAGCUUCUGUCUCGGUACCGACCUCGAGCCCCAGUCAUUGCUGUCACCCGCUCCGCCCAGGCUGCCCGCCAGGUCAACCUAUGCCGGGGAGUCUUCCCCUUGCUCUACAGAGAACCUCCAGAGGCCAUCUGGGCAGACGAUGUGGAUCGCCGGGUCCAAUUUGGCAUUCAGAGUGGAAAGCUCCGUGGUUUUCUCCGUACUGGGGACCUGGUGAUUGUGGUGACAGGCUGGCGACCUGGCUCUGGCUAUACCAACAUCAUGCGAGUGCUGAGCAUAUCCUGAGACGCUCCUUCCCGCUCCGAUCCAGUCCAACCCUUCCUCCCGACACUGCUCCCUCCAACCCACAACCCAUCCACGGCCUCAUUUCCCAGUCUCUCUACGCCCAUAUCCCUAUCCAAGAUCACAUCUGCCAUCUAGCCCGAUUGCGGGGUGCCCCCGCCUGCAUUUCAGACAGGCCCUGAAAAUCUGUGUCCAAUUAUGCACUGGCCACCCAGCAGCACCAAUUGUAUAUUCCCCACAUCCAAUCUGCUCAGCCAGGCUCUAAGAUGCCCUGAGCCUUUAAACCCAGCUUGGCUGCUUAA
Messenger RNA from Ictidomys tridecemlineatus (thirteen-lined ground squirrel), 1991 nucleotides. It is a transcript of the gene Pklr, whose product is annotated as pyruvate kinase L/R. Gene Ontology annotation, biological process: glycolytic process. NCBI's taxonomy places the organism in Eukaryota, Metazoa, Chordata, Mammalia, Rodentia, Sciuridae. Gene Ontology annotation, molecular function: potassium ion binding; magnesium ion binding; pyruvate kinase activity. The record is from RefSeq and is a predicted model, not a curated record.